Lottia gigantea (owl limpet) is the source of this 192-nucleotide messenger RNA. RefSeq lists its product as hypothetical. Gene Ontology annotation, cellular component: mRNA cleavage and polyadenylation specificity factor complex. NCBI's taxonomy places the organism in Eukaryota, Metazoa, Mollusca, Gastropoda, Lottiidae. The transcript has 3 exons. The record is from RefSeq and is a predicted model, not a curated record. The annotation marks the transcript as partial.
CAGGUUCAAGAGUUGAUAAUUCAUAAAGAUCCUACACUGUUAGAUAACUUUCUCGAUGAAAUGUUGGCCUUUAUCAGUGAUAGAUCAGUAGAUGUUAAAAAACUUCUGAUUGGCUUUCUAGAAGAAGCUUGUAAGAAAGAUAAAGAAAUCUUACCGAAAGCUCUACCAGGAGUAACUAUAUUAUUAGCUGAU